This is a messenger RNA of Saxophila tyrrhenica, 1275 nucleotides long. RefSeq lists its product as uncharacterized. Lineage: Eukaryota; Fungi; Ascomycota; Dothideomycetes; Mycosphaerellales; Extremaceae. The transcript is spliced from 6 exons. Gene Ontology annotation, cellular component: membrane. Gene Ontology annotation, biological process: transmembrane transport. The record is from RefSeq and is a predicted model, not a curated record. Gene Ontology annotation, molecular function: transmembrane transporter activity. The coding region runs from base 1 to 1275 and encodes 424 amino acids.
AUGUCGGACCACGCACGCAGAUCGAAAGAGAUGGGCUCCGAAGCCGAAGAAGAGAAACACCAUGAGCCGGAACUAACUCUGCGAUCCGGCCUCGCUCUCGCUGGCGCCGCGCUGGCCUACUUCGUUACAGUCGGCUUUCUGAAUGCCUUUGGUGUGUUUCAAGAGUACUAUACCACGGUGGUGCUGCGAGACCAGUCCAACUUCGAGAUAGCCUGGCUCGGUUCCUUUGGCACGUUUGCGGUGUUCUUUUUCGCUCCAUUUGCGGGCCUGUCGGCUGAUAAAUGGGGUCCGACGAUACCGAUGGUUGUCGGGGCGGUGUUGCAGCUGGUAGCGAUCUUCAUGAUUUCGCUGUGUGAGGAGUACUAUCAAUUCUUUCUUGCCCAAGGUCUGCUCCUCGGCGCCGGUAUGUCCUUCAUCGCCAUUCCAGCAUCAGGAAUGUGUCCACGGUACUUCAAGCGAAACCGCGGCGUCGCACUCGGCAUCUCAGUCUCCGGCUCGUCGAUUGGCGGAGUUCUGUGGCCUGUCGCAUGCGACCAGCUCCUCCACGAAGACGGAGUGAGCUUCGCCUGGACGAUGCGCAUCAUUGGCUUCAUCAUGAUACCGCUCCUCGCGGUUGUACUGAUCACCGUUCGACCGCCGCUGGUGGCCAAGGCGGCCGACGGACAGGAGAAGCCGAAGCCAGAUCGCAAAGAGCUGCGGAAAGAGAUUGUCAAGCCGCCGUUCCUGUUGCUGUGCGCUGGCUUGUUUCUGGCUUACCUAGGCUUCUUCACACCGUUCUUCUACGUCUCUGUGUACGCCACGUCGCAUGGAAUGUCGCAGAAGCUUUCGUUUUACCUCGUGUCGGCUAUCAAUGGCGCUUCAACCCUUGGACGGAUUAUCCCUGGAUUCCUGGCUGACAAGUACGGCCGCUUCAACAUGCUGUUUCUGUCGGCCUUUACGGGAGGCAUCGUCGCCUUUUGCUGGACCGCAGCGACUAGCGAGGCUGGUCUGAUCGUAUGGUCUUUAGCUUAUGGUUUUGCAUCGGGGGCUAUCCUGAGUCUCCAGGCUGCCUGCGGCACAACUCUAGUCAGCGAGCACGCUGCCGGAGCGGCAAUUGGAGCUGCCAUGGGCAGCGUGUCACUGAGCGGGCUGUUCGGCCCUCCCAUCAGCGGCGAGCUGGUCAAGCAUGGCUACAUCGCGCUCGCUGCUUGGUGCGGCUCCUCGCUCAUGGCAGGGGGAGUGCUGAUAGGCUGUUCCCGCUUGUGGCAGGACCGUCGUCUGACUGCUCGAAUCUGA